AUGAAGUUGUGUAUUUUUAUUCUAUUAUUAGUUGGUGUAGAAGGUUGGUUCAUUUUUUUGGGAAGCUUUGAUGUUUUUUUUUUUAGUUAAUUGAAAUUUCUAGGAAAUUUUUGAAUAUUUUUUGCCCUGAACUUAAGAAUAUGGAUAUUAUCUUGUUUAUAUAUUUUUUUAAUUUCUGUAAUUCUUCAAAGAGUCUUGAGAACUGAAGAUUGAGCUAUAAUUAUUGACUCGAAAUUUCCAAAUGUUCAAAUGUUGUAAUCCGUAAACGUUUCAGGAAUUCAUUCUAAAAUCUUCAUUUUUUUUAGUAGUUUUAGUAGAAAAAUUUGUUCAAGCUUCUCACAUUUUUUGAUGUUUGAAGAUAGAUAAAUAUCUUGAAUUUUUGGAAAGUAGAAAAUUUAGAAAUUCAAUUUUCUUUUAAUUCAUUUUAAAUCCAAAAACAAAUAUUUCACACAACAGUGCAUAUUAUCUUUUGGUCAUGAAUUCUAAUAUUCUCAUUCGGAAAAUUUUAGUUGUUCAAUUUUUUCGAAUUCUUUUUUUUCUACGUAGUUUGAGAAUUGUUCCGAGUUUUACGUUCUUCAAAUUCAAGUUUUUAUAUUGCUAUAGGAGAUCUUCUGAUUCCGAAUUUCUAUUCUCACCUCAAAUGUAUUUAUCCCGAUCCUUGUUAUCAUGAUUUCAUACAAAUAUCGAAUGUCAAGAAAAAGUGUCAAAUGGCUGCUUUUCGGGGCAGGCAAACAAGACAAUGCAAGAAAAUACUUUUAUUCGUCCCUAAUAAUAGAAGAAGAAAAAGAAUUGGCCAGAUUUGUGCAAACAAUUCAAUUUCAAGUGCCGAUAGUCUUUCACACGAUUUAAACUGAUAUAGAUUUCAAUAAACUGUAAUCAAAAACAAUUAUUUAUUAUUUUUUUCAGGUAAUAUUUAUGGCAAUGUUCCACAACAACAAGAUUAUACACAAAUUUAUGGUAAGUUCUACAGUGAUUGAAACACUUCCAGAUUCCUCACAUUUUGAUUUUAAAAAUGCCAUUUACCAUUUUUCUCUAUCUAUUUGUUAAAAUAAAUCCAAAACCGAAAAGUUUACAUUUCGAAAAUACAAAAAUCAUAAUAAGAUGUCAAAUGGCUAUUUGAAGUGUAUUUGUGUGUGCAUUUAUUUGUUGACUCGGUUGUUGUUUGAAACCCAAAUAAAACACGAGACAGUCAGAAGAAAAACGAAUAAGAAAAUAAUUCGAAAUUGUGUGUGUGUGUGUUCGAAAAUAAAAAGGGUUUGAAAAACAAGCAAAUUAUUCCUUUUUAAUUAAUUUCAACUAAUUUUGUGUAGAUUAAAAUUUAAAUGGAGCAAGUACAGUAAGAAAUUAGUUAUUUGUGUUGUUGUUAUUGGGCUAGAUGGCAUUUCAGGAUAUUUCCUAAGUUUUAAGCUUCAGGCUUCGGGAUUGGUUUUUUUUAACCCAGACGUUCACAGGAACCCAAGCCAGUCUUGGCUAAGCUUGAAGUCUCAGGCCUGAAUCGCAAAAAAUCUCUCGACUACACUAUUACACUCUAUGAAAAAAUAUUAUUGCGUACAGACUCAUUAUAGUUUGAUUGAUCAAAUAUUUAAUAUUAAGCACUUGGCGGCAAAAAUUAGAAAUCAUAGAUUAAUAAUUUUAUCGUAUAAAAUUUUAUCAGAAAAUGUUUAUAUCCGAUGAUAAUAAAUAAUUAUGUAUUCGGGAAAAAUUGAGUUAAAAUUUUUUACGAAUGUUAAGGCUUUGUUUUUCAGCUCAACAACCACAGCAGCAAACCCAACAACAAUAUACAUUUCAACCAUCUCCAACUUAUAGUUAUAGUCAAGAAAAUUAUGCUCAACCUCAACCUCAACAACAAGUUCAACAACAAACUCAACAAUCUCAACCGCUCCAAUUUCAUUCUUACAAUUCUCAACCUGGUCUUCAAUAUGGAUCUGUUGAUCAACAACAACAACAACAGCAAGCAUCAUUUUUCCCAAAUCAAGCUGCAAUAAAUGCGGCAGCAAUUUCCUACGCAACAAAUAUCGCAUCACAAUAUGCCACUCAGGCACCAGUUGCACCACAAAUUGAUCAAGCAAAUUUGGCAAAAUACUCACAAUAUUUGGAUAUUUUGCAAAAAGCUUAUGGAAUUCAAUUACCUGGUGAAUUGGGAGGAACUUUAGGACAACAGCAACAAACACAAUUAACAUAUGAGCAACAGCAAGCGGCUCAACAAGCAGCUGCUGCUCAAGCUGCACAAGCUGCACAAUUGGCUGCGCAACAAAAAGCUGCUCAAGAAGCUGCUGCACAACAAGCCGCACAAUUGGCUGCACAACAACAAGUUGCUGCUCAACUUGCUGCUCAACAAGCCGCUCAACAAGCUGCUCAGCAGCAACAAUUGCAGCAGCAGCAACAGCAACAGCAAUAUAAUCUUCAACCAAAUCCAUAUGUAACUUCAACUUCUCAACAACAAUCUCAAUAUGUUCCACCAACACAAUAUGUUUCUCAACCUCCACCACAACAACCAGUUCAGCCUCAACCACAGCCACAGGUUCAGCCACAACCACAACCACAACCACAAUCACAAUCCUCUCAAUAUGUUUCUUCUCCACAAUCAAUUUCGAAUUAUCAAACAGCUGCCAUUUACAACAGUCAAAAUCAAGCGAAACCACAAGUUUUUACAUAUUCAGCGACUUCGGCACCAAUUCAAGUACCGGCUCCAGCUCCAAGAAUUCAAAAACCAACACAUUCGACAUCUUAUGUUGAUAAUCAUAGCCAAAUUAAUAGUGUGAUUGAAGAAGAAACACGUGGAAAUGUUGUAUCAAUGCCAAUGCAACCAAAUCCGGUAAGAAAUAAAAAAUAGAGAAAAAGAAAAUCUUGGGUUACUGUAGCUCUCCUACUGUUGCUGAAGAGAAGUUUUUAGUGAGAUCUCAAAAUUGAGAAAAAUUGAUCUACAUUUUUGAGUUUCCAAGAAGUUUCGAAACUUCUUCGUAGACCUCGGGGGUAGAAUCUUCAUAUUGAUUUCAUUAGUCUAACCUCAUCCCAAUUCUCGAAAUGUUUCCAGCAAGUAAAAAUGAUGCCUCAACCAUUACCACAACCACAAAAACCACUUCCUCUUCCAACAAUUUCUCAACCUCGUCCAACUCUUCCACCAAUUCAAUCAUCAGUUGUUGUUCCUCCUCGUCCAAUUUCAACGCGUCCUCCUCCUCCUCCACAAAUUCCAACAACACAACCAACAACUCGACCAGCUCCAAUCGCAACCACAACAAAAUCUCAAUCAACUCGACCAGCUCCAACUACACAAGCCGCUGUUCAAUCAUUGACACAACAAAUUCGAAAAUUACCAGCUGUUUUGUAUAUUGAUUCUCGACACGAAAACACGAAGAAAACAGAAACUUUAUUAAGAGAUACUUAUGGUUUACCAUUGGUUACAUUUUAUGUUGAUAAGAUUGAGAAACCAGCAGCUGUUGAAAGACAAUUACAACAAUUAACUGCUCAUAAAGGAUUACCGUAUUUAUUCAUUUGUGGAACAUUUAUUGGAAGUAAGUUAUUUUCAAAAUUUACAAAAAAAACGUUAUAGCACGAAAACAAAAAAUGAUUACUGUAAUAAUUUUAAGGUGAUCAACAUAUCGAAAAUUAUCAUGCAAAUGGACAAAUUCCUCAAUUAAUUGAAUAUGUUUGUGGAGAUGACAAAAAGAAGAAACAGAAAAAUAGCAAAAAAACAAAUUAA
Messenger RNA from Caenorhabditis angaria, 3700 nucleotides. The record is from the annotation of a GenBank genome assembly. NCBI's taxonomy places the organism in Eukaryota, Metazoa, Nematoda, Chromadorea, Rhabditida, Rhabditidae.